This is a messenger RNA of Triplophysa dalaica, 3113 nucleotides long. Its product is annotated as gastrula zinc finger protein XlCGF52.1-like. Bases 122 to 1363 code for a protein of 413 amino acids. The record is from RefSeq and is a predicted model, not a curated record. The transcript has 3 exons. NCBI's taxonomy places the organism in Eukaryota, Metazoa, Chordata, Actinopteri, Cypriniformes, Nemacheilidae.
GUCUGUGAAUUUGAAUCACUCGGCGUUUACAACAACCAAGCAAGAUAAACAACAAAAGCAAACGUUCAACGGCGCUUCGAAUUGUUUUCUAACAACAGUACAGUUAUUGAGUCUCGUGAAGAUGGAGAUUGAGGACUUGAGUGAUCCAGAACCACGCAGCGUCACUAAUGAAAGUAUUGACGAAGAUGAUGAUGAAGGAGGAGAGGUGAUGCAGGUCAAUGAAAGUGAAUAUUUGAAUGUAGUGGAGCAGUAUCAGGAACAGCAGGAUUUCAUAAGUGGAGAUGAAUCUCUAAGUUCCUCAGACACGGAAAAUAAUUCUUCACAAGAUGACAUACAAGCUAACACAUUGUUCAUCUGUCCCGAGUGUGGAAAGAGUUUCACGCGUAAAGGACACCUGAAGAUUCACAUGGUUACUCACACCGGUGAGAGGCCUUACACAUGUCCUGAGUGUGGAAGCAGUUUCACGUGUAAAGCGAGCCUUAAGGAUCACUGUAAAAUUCACUCUGGAGAGAAACCUUUCACAUGCCCUCAGUGCGAGUCCAGUUUUGCUCGUCAAGAAGACCUUAAGAGGCACAUAAGGAUUCAUACUGGCGAAAAGCCUUUCACCUGCCCUCAGUGCGAAAAGAGUUUCACAUGUUCAGGAGACCUGAAGAGGCAUUUAAGAACCCACAAUGGAGAGAAGCCUUUUCCCUGCCCUGAUUGCGGAAAGAGCUUCGCACAAAAAGAAGGCCUCAAGGAACAUGAAAAAAUUCACACCGGAGAGAAGCUUUCUGCAUGCAUGUUGUGUGGAAAGAGUUUCACACAUCCAAGAAGCCUUAAAAGGCACAUGAAAAUCCAUUCUGGAGAGAAAUUGCAUCAGUGUCAAGAGUGUGGCAAGAGAUUUGCUGAGGCAGGCAAUCUGAAAACCCAUCUGCUCUCUCACUCAGGAGAGAGACCCUUCCACUGCGAUCAGUGCGAUAAAAAGUUCUUUUUGGCCGUACACCUUAAGACGCACAUGAGGAUUCAUGAAGACGAGAGGCGUUACGUGUGUUCUUUCUGUGGAAAGAGUUUCUUAUGGCUGCACGGUUUUAAAGACCAUCUAAAAACACAUAUUGGCGACAAGUCUUAUGAGUGCUUGGAGUGCGGGAGCACAUUUGCUAGAGCUGCUGAAUUGAAAGUGCACGAGAGAAUCCAUACCGGCGAAAAACCCUACAAGUGUUCACAAUGUGAGAAGUGUUUCACUCAGUCAGGAGCCCUGAAGGUACACGAGAGAGUUCAUACUGGAGAGAAGCCGUACCUAUGCCCAUCAUGCGGAAAGACUUUCAGCCGAUAUGGUAAUUUGGGAAAACAUUUAAAAACGGCUUGUCCAAAAUCGUCACAGUAAACUAAGUUCACCCAAGUUCAGCCUACCCACAAUCUUGUAGUAGUAAGAGCGCGAGCACAUAUGGUGCGGGUAUCAUACUAGAUCUGGUUUGUGUAUUAUUAUCAUUCCUCUCUGGACUAAAUUGCAUUUUUUGAGGGCCUAAAUGUGCUUAAAACCUCGAGAAGUUUUCUAUGCAGGUCUUUGCCAUUUACAGGCUUUGUAUUUUUAUGAACUCUUUCAUGAGAUCAUCAUCAUAUUUGGUCAGUCUCACCUAAAGGCCUUUGAAAUGUUAUGUUGCAAGGCAUUCAAGGUUUCUAUGAACAAUGUGUCUGUGGAAGCCUGACCAAUUUUGAUGUUGUAACGUGCAAUGUCCAAUCAUUCUGCCCCAUAUCUUUGAUAAAAGUCCUGGGCUGAAUACAUCUACAUGCCAGUAUUCAGUGUCACACCCUACUGCUCACAGUAACUGACAUGUGAUAUACAUUGAGUGGCAACUUUAGAUUUUAAAUUUGAGAAGUUCUUUUUCAGGGGCUUAAGAUACUCCAAAGCAUGAAAGCAUCUCCAUCUACCCAUGCUACUGACGGCUUUAAUUGUAAAUAAAUCACAUUACUUGUGUGUUGUAGCAUUUGUCAAACAGUGUCUGAGAACUGAGGAGAACUGGCCUUCCUGGUUGAGUCUGUUUUUCGGUGUUGGUUCUUCUUCACUGUUCCUUUUGGAUUGUUCACUAUCAAGGGUUGAUUUAUAAUGUUGCGUUUAAUAUGAUGCUCUUUUUUAAUCUGAGACACGUUUCUCAGUUAAUGUACAUGUUAACUAUAUUUUAUGGUAUUUUUGCAAAUCCUUGUGUGUAUUGUUACUUUGUGUUUUUAUAUAAAUUCCUCUUUCUAGGCUAUUCCCAUAAAGCUGAAAUGCCGUGUCUGGUUAUUAUGAUUAUCUAUUAACUAACUCUAGCAAGUCUCAUUGUCUCUGUAAAUGAUUUACUGUUAUCAUACAUUAUCUUCUCAUGAAGCAUUUUUUAUGCAGUAGAUAAGAGCGAUUAGAUGAAAUACUAUUUCCAUUUCUUGAAAUGCUUCAAAUUUGAGACUGAUUAUAAUCAAACAUAUAUUAUUUUUCUUGAUUAACACACAUGCUAAAUAACACUAUAAAUGUAAUAGUUUGGUUAAAACCUACAGUUCCUUUCAGUUAGUUUUGUCAAUGUACAUCUUACUUAAAAAAUCUAAUAAUGACAUGUAUUUUAUGUUUUACAGAAUUUCCUUUUUUUUACUUUUGUUACUAUCUGUUAGGGAUUUUUACAAUAUUAGAUAUUAGAAUUUCACAAUAAUAAAACUAUCAAAAUAUCUAAUAAUAUCAGUCAAAUUCUUUAUUAUUAUUAUUUUUGCCAAUACAUUACAGUCAAAAUACAAGUGUAAGGAGACCGAGAGAGCGAGACAGGGGGGCUAUUGGUAAUUAUUGGUCAUCGAUGCAAAAUUAUGUAUAACAUUAUCAUAUGUGAAAAGCAUUAACACAAUAUCAAUGAUCAUGGUUUUUAAUAUCAGGGUUCUUCAGUAUAUUGUGACACUGGUACUAUCUGUAUCAAUAUGUAUUUGCUGUAAAUCUGCUUUGCAACAGCUCAGAUUUUUUUUAAUCACUUGAGAAAUUAAUAUGAAAACAACUUUAAAACAGUUUCAACAUACGCCUUUUAAAACCUGUCGAAGUAUAAAUUCACUUGUCAAAAUAUAUGUGGUGGUUGUCUGCACAUCUUGUAUAUUAUAUGUGAUUGUGUUUGACUUACUUUAGU